Molecule: messenger RNA, 3257 nt
Organism: Eleginops maclovinus (Patagonian blennie)
Lineage: Eukaryota; Metazoa; Chordata; Actinopteri; Perciformes; Eleginopidae
Gene: kcng1
Product: potassium voltage-gated channel, subfamily G, member 1
Exons: 4
Coding region: 421-1974 (517 amino acids)
Biological process (GO): regulation of delayed rectifier potassium channel activity; protein homooligomerization; potassium ion transmembrane transport
Cellular component (GO): voltage-gated potassium channel complex; membrane
Molecular function (GO): protein binding; delayed rectifier potassium channel activity
Source: RefSeq, a predicted model, not a curated record
UCCCUCGGUUUGACUCCUUUUUGGAUAAGUUUGCAAGGUUUUGACUUUUGCCUGUUCUCGCACUGAAAGAUAGGACACGUCAAAGAUCUGUUAAGCUAGCUGCAAAACUAGCACACAUAUAUAUAUAUCAUUACUCAGAAAACCUUUUAAAAUCUUUCUUUCUUUUGAACAGAAACUCUCUGUUUUUUCAGGAGUCAUGUUACCAUUACAGUUUGAGCUUUUUUUGCGACGGCUGGCAGCGACUGAUUCAGUCACGCUACCUGUAUUUCCCAGGAGGACCCGGCGUGUGAAGCUACACAAAGACACCUUUGCUCAAGGCUCAGAGUCAAUACCAACCGAGUGAUGGCUGUGCUUUGAAAGUUGAAGGUGUUGGUGUGAUGGUGUCAGAUUGAUCCCCGGGAUGUGAAUGGACCAGUAAACAUGACCCUGUUGGCAGGCGAUGGCUCUGACUAUGACUACAGUGCCCUGAGCUGCGCCUCUGAUUCCUCCUUCAACCGCCCUCCCCUGCACGAGGAGGAGGCCAUAAAGGGAGCUUUUUACAAGAGGGCGCAGCGAGCCCCUGAUAUCGGCUCCAUCCACGAGGACACGCUCCUGGCCAGCGCCCGAAAGAUCUACGCCAUCAUCAAUGUGGGAGGCCUGCGUUACCGGCUGCCCUGGACCACGUUGGAGGACUUCCCUCUGUCCCGCCUGGGCCAGCUUCACCUCUGCAGCAGCUUCGACGAGAUCAUGUGCAUCUGUGACGACUACGAUGUCACGCACAACGAAUUCUUCUUCGACCGCAGCCCCUGUGCCUUCAGGACCAUCCUGACCUUCCUGCGGGCCGGGAAGCUGCGAUCCCUCAGGGAGAUGUGCGCCCUUUCUUUCAGAGAGGAGCUGCUCUACUGGGGGGUUCCCGAGGAGAGCAUGGAGUGGUGCUGCAGGAGGCGUCUGCUGCAACGAGUGGAGGAGUUUGAGGCCAUGGAGAGGGCGGAGGAGGAGGAGGAACUCCUGGAGGACAUGAUGGAGACAGGCAGUGGACACAGGGAGCAUGCAGCAGAGUCCAGACUCAACAGGUGCAUGGGCAAACUCAGAGACAUGGUGGAGAGGCCUCACUCGGGCCUACCGGGGAAGAUCUUCGCCUGUUUGUCCGUUCUGUUUGUCACCAUCACUGCUGUCAACCUGUCCAUCAGCACUAUGCCCGCCAUGAGGGAAGAGGAGGAGGCGGGUAAAUGUUCCCAGAUGUGCUACAACAUCUUCAUCGUGGAGACGGUGUGCGUGGCCUGGUUCUCGCUGGAGUUCACCCUGCGCUUCAUCCAGGACCGCAGUAAGCUGGCGUUCCUCAGGCAUCCCCUGAACCUGAUCGACGUGGUGGCCAUCCUGCCCUACUACAUCACCCUGGUGGUGGACAGCACCUCCAAAGGGGAGAAGCGGCUGGGCUCGGGAAACAGCUACCUGGACAAAGUGGGCUUGGUGCUGCGCGUCCUGAGAGCGCUGCGCAUCCUGUACGUGAUGCGGCUGGCUCGCCACUCGCUGGGCCUGCAGACUCUGGGGCUGACGGCCCGUCGCUGCACACGAGAGUUUGGACUGCUCCUGCUCUUCCUGUGUGUGGCCAUCGCACUGUACUCCCCCUUACUGUACUUGAUUGAGAAUGAGAUGACGACAACGCAGGAGUUCACCAGCAUCCCUGCGACAUACUGGUGGGCCGUCAUCACCAUGACCACAGUGGGAUACGGGGACAUGGUGCCACGGAGCAUCCCGGGACAGGUGGUGGCUCUGAGCAGCAUCCUGAGCGGGAUCCUCCUCAUGGCGUUCCCCGUCACCUCCAUCUUCCACACCUUCUCGAGGUCCUACGUGGAGCUGAAGCAGGAGCAGCAGAGGGUGCUGCAGAGGAGGACUCACUUCCUGCUGAGGGGUCGCAUGGCCGGCCUCGGCAGCAACCUCUCCUUAGAGAGUGACAUGCUUUUUCCUAUAGGGUCGUCUGACAGGCACAACUGAUGCACUCAAAUAAUUCAAACGUUGACUUUAACUACAUGUCAUAUGUCAACAGGUUACAUAUAAUAUGUUUGGUUAGUUGAAAGCUAUAAUAUUAAGUUUAAAUAAAUAAAAAAUAGGUUCAACUAACCUAAUACUAUAAUGUGUAAUCUGUUGACAAAUUAAAUGUAAUUAAAGAUAAUGUUUCUGUGUGGAUGGACAGGGAAGGACAUUGAAAAUGGGAUUGCUACAAAACAGAAUGACAAAGUCUGAGAAAGAGAAGACAGAAGUGAGGAGGAACGAAUAUAGAAGGAGAAGUCUUUAAAAACAAGAUCCAUAACGGGAAAGUGUUAUUUUUCUUCCCAGAAAUGCAGACAUGCUGUGUAGCAGUGUACUUUUGGAUAGACAUGAAAAACGGAGAGGAUUGGAGUAUUAAGUAAAAGUCACAUAAUAUCAAAUAAAAGUCAAAUUUACAGAAUAAUGAUAAUACAUUUGAUUGGAGGGCACUUUCAUGACACCCACAGCCUAUAGAUAACAUUAUAAUCCAUACAGCUUUUAAGAAUAACAUCUACUUAUAGUGUCACAACAGUCCUUUUUGAGAUGCACUGUAAAUCGGACAUGUGAAAUAUGUAUUUGAGAUAUAAAAGAUAAGAUUUGGCUCACGUAUGAUCCAACAACCUAGUGAUGUUUUAAUCUCUGAUGUCUCCAGACGUUUAAGUGGAUUCAAUGGAUUUGUUGAUGUCAUUUGCUCCUGGGAGUUCACCAGUGUCACGCAAAGGAAGAUGCUCUCUGCUUCUGUUAAGUCCCAAAGGUUAAAUACUAAAAUGUGGCCCCUUAAUCCACUGAUUAUUUUCUGACUGACUGUGCGAACUCUGAGAUUUAUAUUACAUUUUGUUCUAUAUAUUCCCCCCGUCUGGCACUGCCGGCAUCCACAUAUUAAUUAUGAUGUUUUUCGGCUCCCUGAAGUUCAAUAUGCAAUUCUUAAAAAAGGUUUGGACAUUGAAGAUAGCAUUGUUGUGCUUGUAAUUACUGCAGUUGCUGUCCAUAGCUGUUUAUAAUAAUGACUUGACUCCUUAAAGUGGAUUUAAAUGGAAAUCUGUCUGUCAUUGUCACUUUUUUAUUUAUAUAUUUGUCCUACAGGGGGAAAUGGCUUUCAGGGAGAGGAUGAAAUUCAGCAUAAUGAAAAAAAACAUUUGGAAGACACUCAGAAAAUCCAAAUGGUAAUCAAACAGUAGGAAAAACGAAUUACAAUUUUAAAGGACUUAUUUAUUUCAAUGCUUUAUACUUUUUACUUCUUGCACUUUUUA